GUCGCAGGCAGUCGGUUUUAUUUCGACUGCUCGGGUACGUACGUACGGUGUUACUACAUUCUGCCACUAUUUAGCACAGAUACGAGUUGUUCGUGUAUUUGCAUCUAGUAUUUAAGUUUUUUCAAAAAAAAAAAAUGAUUUUCGACGACUGCUGCUAAUAAUCGACAGUCGUCGAUUAUGAUGUUCGACUACUUUUAUGUGCGUGCGAUGAUGUGAACGAUUUUACUGUGAACGCAUUAAGUAACUGACGUGAGAGAAGAGAGUGAGAUUUGGAAGGAAAAAGCAUCAUGCUACUUCUUGGACCUUUCUGGUUACUCUUCUGGCUGGCCUUAACAGGUGGCACGAGUUGUGUUGACGUCCACUUCGAAAACAAAGAUGGCGGUUUCUUCCUCAAACAUUCUUCCCGUCAGAACCUGCAAUCCUCGGAUUCGGGUGCUUCUUCCGGUUCACUCCUCUCAGUCGAUAGAUUCGCCGUUUUCCAAACGUCCCAGCCGAUUUCGAUUCGCGCAACGUACGGUCCCUUCAGUACAAAACAAACGGUACCGGCGCGCUACGUCGUGGCCGACCCAUUGCCCAUUAACACGACCAGUUCCUCCUUAGAUAUCCAAGAGUUCACCGGUCACCAUUUCGACAUGUCCGCGCACAUAGUCAAAAACGAAAUUCCACGCGAUUCACCUGUUCUAAGAGUACUUUUUCACACCGGGACCGAUCCUGGUGUGCGCCAGCCCGUUUUCACCCACCACCAACAGAAGCUAUGUAUCAUUUUGCACGCAACUUGGGGUAGUAAGGGACCCUUAAGUGCCACGUGUAGUCCGGACGGAGAAGAUGGCGUUUGUCUUGCCCAAAUCACUGUACCAUCUUCUUGGUGGCCUUCUCUGCCGCCCCCCGAUAAAGACGGGAGACCGGGAAAGGUGGCUAAAUCGCCGCCCCGAGUAGUUCAGGUCGCAUAUUCGGUCCUCGAACCACACCCCGAUGACGAACAGGGGUGCCAACCGAAAGUACAAUUUCAACCCACUACUAUCCUCGGUUUAGUCACCUUGGUACCGGCCAAAACUGCCUAUAAAGAAUUGAAACUCACCGAAGGGAUUACUAUGUUAAUACCUCAUCCCGCCCUCUUCCCUUUAUCCAGGAUACACAUUCCUGUUUUCAUCGAAAAGGAGAAAGCCAAAUUAUUGACUGCAAUUGUUACAAGAGGGAGAGUAAAGAACGGGGUGAGAUUUAUAAAUGCAACGCCGAGCGAAGCGGCUUCCUCUUGGAACAUAAGCGUGGAAAUGAACCCUCGUCACACAGGGUUAACGGUCAGUGCGGUCAGGAAAGAAUCCUCAACCUCCACGUCCGAAACUGCAACCGAGACCAAUGCGGCGGCCGAAGUAAUUGAGUUGUUCACGUUGCUGGUGGAAAUUAGCGAGGAUGCAGCCGAGGGUUACGACGGUGCGAAAGUCGUCUGGUCUACUAGGGUUGAACCCUCUGCCGAAGAAAGCGAUAUUCCAGAUUCGCACAGGGCCGAUGGUAGGAAAACUACCACCAAAUUCGAAAUUCAAAAGGACGAUAUCCAAGCAGUCGUGCCGAUUAGCAAGAACUGGGAAGUUUUAAAUACGGCCGUUUUAACUGGUCGUCAAGUUUCCCAAGCAAUGAAAGUUUUAAUAGUUUCCCAAGCGGGAAAGGCAGCCGAUGUUACAUUUCAGGCGUCAUGCCAUUCGGAAGAUGACAGCGUCUUAAAGGUGUCUUCGUCGUGUAGUUCAGUUUACGUCGAUGGGAGUGAGGCUAGGGGUUCGGUAAACGGGUCGGUACUUGUAAAAUAUGGUACGUACACGGGUUUGGCUCGAUUCACAGUGUGGAUGCCAGAGUUCCCUUUAGAUCUUCAAGUACCAGACACCAGGUUGUCCCAAGUGAAAUCUUGGAGAGUUCCCGACUUUCACAACAGUGGAAAAUCGCGAAGGAGAAGAAAAAAACGAUCUUAUACUAACUGGGGAGCAACAGGUUAUAGCCCAGACGACAUAGGGAACGGUAUAGAUAGGGCAUCUUGUCGCUUGAGAUACCAGCAAAGUCCUGUGGAUGUCUUCGCCCAUUUUAUGGCCAGCGACCACGACACCGGCAGAAUAACGUAUCUUGUUAACAGAAGAACUUGGCUGCGGGUCACAGAUUUAGUUCUGCCACUUCUAAGAGUCAGCGACCCGAGAAUUGCCAGUCUACAUGGUCGCAUAUUGCAAGGGAGGAGCAUGGGGAGAACGGAAGUGCAGGUUUUGUCUCCGAUAACUGGUCGAGUGAUUGGGGCAAAGGAAAUCCGUGUGGGCAACGACAAGGUGGGCAUAUCAAAGCUGGCAGUGCAAGUAGUAUCUGGUCUUCAGUUGAGCAUUACACCUGAUACUUCAGUUGAGAACAGCUACAUGGCAGAGACGAGUGUAACCAGAAAAUUAACUGCCCAGUAUCAGGAAGGGCUUCUUGAUAUCGAAAUCGAAUUCUCUGAUGGCAGCAAAACACCACUACGUGAGGUGGCCGAUACAGAUUACCACCUGGUGGUAGAAAGUCUCGAUCCGGAAGUGGUGGCUUUUGCUCCAAUGGUCGCUUCUCAUCACCCUCGAGUGAUUGCAGUGGGAGAGGGCAGUGGAGAUCUUUUGCAGGUCACCCUGCUUCUAUCUGAAGAAUGUCGGACGUUCUCCAGACCGAAACACAAAGGCAUCGGACCUUUGGCCACCGCAACUGCUUCGGUUACUGUGGACUUCAGCGUCGGAGAUUUACCUCAUAGACCCGAUAUACUUCAGAACGACGGAGGAUCGUAUGGUAACUCAAAAGUUCGAGACUUUACAGAUUUGCGAGAUAUACUUAAAGGACCGCCUGUUAAAGAUGACAACAGCCAUCAGCCCAACGUUCAAGCACGGCAACACAAAGGGUCACAUCAUACCGCUUCCCACAUGACACCUUUGGAGAUCAGCAUGUAUGUUUUACUAGCAGCGUUCUGCUUUGCGAUUGUGAUCUUCGUGGCUUCCUGCGUCGUUUAUGCAUCAAAAUUCAAGCCGGUGGAGUCCAGUUUGGGAGGACUGAACCCUAUGCCCAUACCCACGGGAAAUUUCCGCGAGAGGAAACCCAGGGAGACCACCACAAACGCACACGACUGGGUGUGGUUAGAUUUUUUCGUAGGUCGGUCGACGAUGGACAUGAACUCUAACAGGUCAUCGGCGGUUAUUAACAAUAAUGAAAUGAGAAUAACAGCCAACCCAUUGAACCUCAAUUAUUGCGAACCAGACGACUGCGUUCCCUCCAGUUUUAGCAAUCCCACUCACAUCGAGUUACCCAGUCGUUCUGCUGCCGAAAACCAGAACCAACAAGUAGAUUCCACCACGUACUGCAAGAGCAAACGUAGCGGUUUAAUCUUCAGUUCCAGUACAACUAGCAACGACAAUGAGCCGAACGUUUGGAACAAACCAACUCCUCCGCCUCCUCUACCUCCACACGGUUCUCCACUUUUGGCUGCUGAGAGGCUGAAGGAGCAGCAGCAACAGCAGGAAGCAAACGGAAACGAGGAUUAUCGUCCACCCAUUCCACCUCACAGGAACGUAUGCAUAAGUGCACGAAACACAUCAAUCGUAGAGUCAUCUCCUCCAAGAAAACACCAUCAUCAUCACAGGAACAGCAGGCACCAGCAGGACAGGGACAAGGACAAGGACAGCAAAUAUUACAACAACAAUCACAGUCGAGAAUCCCGUUACCAAAAUGACAACGCCAAAAGGGAACCGAGAGCGCACAGCGUCGAGAACAGAUACUACCAGAAGAAGGACGAAGCAAGUGGUGUGUCGGAAAAAAAGCCGUUCAGGAGGAGUUAUCACGACGAUUAUUUUAAUAAGGAAUUGAAAACAAACGCUUUUGAGUUCGACGAUAUGCCUCCAGAAUCGGAAAGCCGUGGAAAAAAGGAACAGCAGGACCUUCUGAAGGUAGAGGGAGGAGAUGAUAAUGCCCAAUUCGUUUCCCAGUUAAAUGGUAACAACAGUUCCGAAGUGAAAAGGGCAACUAUAGUGGGAAAUCCGAUGUUCAGUGCGGAGGAUUUGAACAAAGAAGAAAUAAAUACGGAACUAUCGGGUCUAGAAGAACUGGGAAUGGACUACGAACAAAUUAUGCACUACUUCAAAAAUUUAAAGGAAUCCAACGCCUGAGUAGAGCAGAUCAUUG
Molecule: messenger RNA, 4164 nt
Organism: Agrilus planipennis (emerald ash borer)
Lineage: Eukaryota; Metazoa; Arthropoda; Insecta; Coleoptera; Buprestidae
Gene: dtn
Product: transmembrane protein 132E
Exons: 15
Coding region: 288-4148 (1286 amino acids)
Source: RefSeq, a predicted model, not a curated record